AUGGGAUCCGACAAGACUUCGAUUUAUAAACAUCUGAGGAACUGUCACGGGGCUAGAUUUAUAUGCCGGGCCAAAGAUUGCUUGUUUGCAGGAUCAGAGGAUGACAUUCAACUUCACAUGAAAGAGGUGCACAAGUAUUUGGGGUGCCCUGAGGCUGCUUGCCACUUCGUGGGACGCCACGAGGAUGCGCUUUCUCGUCAUUUUAAAAAAGCGCACGCGAGAAGAUUGCUGGAUGAGAAGUGCCGAGCGAGGAACUGCUCGUUUACAGGAUCAAAAGAUGAGGUAAAGCUCCAUCUAAAAGAGGUGCACAAGUACCUCGAGUGUCCCGAGGCUGGUUGCGACUACAUGGGACCCCACAAAGAUGCACUUCAUAAACAUCGGGAGGAGAUACACGGGGAAACAAUAAAGUGUCUUUUCGCUGGUUGCGAUUGGGAUGGAAGCACACCUAACUUUCAUCGGUAUCAUAAACACACACAUGGUCCGACAUACAAGUGCCCAGAACCCAACUGUCCUUUCACGCAGACCGCAGUACUCCUGACCCAUCAUAUGCGAAGCGUACACGCGAGACCCAAAUUCACGUUGGAACUGGCGAGGAAGUGCGAGAUGGUUGGGCAAGCCAAAGAUGAUGAAGGGUUGGAAGGGGGUACCAUUGAUGAUGCUGAUGAAGAUGAAGAUGGUGAAGAUGAUGAAGAUGACGGAGAUUAUGAUGAUACAGUGCGAUAGCCAUCUUGUAUAAUAACUUUAGCGAAGAAUGCUUUUAAUGAACAG
Messenger RNA from Neurospora tetrasperma FGSC 2508, 768 nucleotides. RefSeq lists its product as uncharacterized. The coding region runs from base 1 to 723 and encodes 240 amino acids. Lineage: Eukaryota; Fungi; Ascomycota; Sordariomycetes; Sordariales; Sordariaceae. The transcript has a single exon. The record is from RefSeq and is a predicted model, not a curated record.